Molecule: messenger RNA, 1874 nt
Organism: Mesitornis unicolor (brown roatelo)
Lineage: Eukaryota; Metazoa; Chordata; Aves; Mesitornithiformes; Mesitornithidae
Gene: DDHD1
Product: DDHD domain containing 1
Exons: 12
Cellular component (GO): cytoplasm
Molecular function (GO): glycerophospholipase activity; metal ion binding
Source: RefSeq, a predicted model, not a curated record
AAACAGAAAAGAUCCCUGUGAUGCGUGGACAGUGGUUUAUCGAUGGCACGUGGCAACCUCUGGAAGAGGAGGAAAGCAACCUGAUAGAGCAGGAGCACCUCAGCCGCUUCAGAGGCCAGCAGCUGCAGGAGAGCUUUGAUAUGGAAAUAUCAAAACCUGUGGACGGGAAGGAGGUUCUCUACUACCUCCCUCCCUUCUCCCUCCCUUCUUUGUUCAAAUGGAGAGGAUAUAAGGAGAAUUCAGAUGCUGCAUGUCUUAAGCGAAAGCGUUCCCAAGCUAUUCAUAGUCUAAAGUUGAGUCGCAACCAUGUGGACUGGCACAGUGUGGAUGAAGUGUAUCUUUACAGUGAUGCCACAACAUCUAAAAUUGCAAGAACUGUUACACAAAAGUUGGGGUUUUCCAAAGCUUCAAGUAGUGGGACAAGGCUACAUAGAGGCUAUGUAGAAGAAGCUACGUUAGAAGACAAGCCACCACAAACUAGUCACAUUGUGUUUGUUGUGCAUGGUAUUGGGCAGAAAAUGGACCAAGGAAGAAUCAUCAAAAAUACAGCUAUGAUGCGAGAUACUGCAAGAAAAGUAGAAGAAAAGUAUUUUUCCAAUCUCGCAACGCACGUUGAAUUUCUUCCGGUCGAAUGGAGAUCAAAACUGACCCUGGAUGGAGACACUGUGGACUCCAUUACUCCAGAUAAAGUACGGGGUUUGAGGGAUAUGCUGAACAGCAGCGCGAUGGACAUCAUGUAUUACACAAGUCCUCUUUACAGAGACGAACUGGUCAAAGGGCUGCAGCAGGAGCUGAACCGGCUCUACACACUUUUCUGCUCCCGGAAUCCAGAGUUUGAGGAGAAAGGAGGGAAAGUCUCGAUUGUGUCCCACUCGCUGGGCUGCGUCAUCACCUACGACAUCAUGACUGGCUGGAACCCCGUCAGGCUUUACGAACAGUUGCUGCAGAAGGAGGAGGAGGAGCUUGAAGACCGUUGGAUGAGCUACGAGGAGCAGUGUUUACUUGAAGAACUUUACAUAACUAAGCAACGGUUGAAAGAGAUAGAAGAGAGGUUACAUGGCUUAAAGGCAUCCACCAUAUCAAAACCACCUGUCUUAAAAUUUAAGGUUGAGAAUUUCUUUUGUAUGGGAUCUCCAUUAGCAGUGUUUUUGGCAUUGCGUGGCAUCCGUCCAGGAAACAGUGGCAGUCAAGACCAUAUUCUGCCCCGAACCAUUUGUAACCGCUUACUAAAUAUUUUUCAUCCAACAGACCCAGUGGCCUACAGAUUAGAACCUUUAAUUCUGAAGCACUACAGCAACAUUUCGCCAGUCCAGAUCCACUGGUACAACACUGCAAACCCUCUACCUUACGAGCACAUGAAGCCAAGUUUUCUCAACCCAACAAAAGAACCUACCUCAGCUGCCGACAGCGAAAGCGUCUCCACUGUGCCGAGCCCAACCACGUCGCCGGUCAUGGUUCGACGCCACUACGGGGAGUCUAUAACAAAUAUAGGCAAAGCGAGUAUAUUAGGAGCGGCGAGCAUCGGGAAGGGCCUCGGCGGGAUGCUUUUCUCGAGAUUUGGCCGAUCCAGUGCAACCACCCCACAGACACUGGAGACGGGAAAAGAUGGAGCUGAGGGGGACGACAAGAAGGCCACAACUGUUGGGACACCCCCAUUCCCUCACAGCAGCUCGGGCUUUCUGGAGCCCACAGUGGAGCUGGAGCACAGGAUCGACUUUGAGCUCAGGGAAGGCCUGGUAGAGAGCAGAUACUGGUCCGCAGUCACGUCCCACACUGCCUAUUGGUCAUCUCUGGAUAUUGCUCUCUUCCUCCUCACCUUCAUGUACAAACAUGACCAAGAAGACACCGACAAAUCCAAUUUGGAUGCUAUUUGA